AUGCUCCCUCGCCGUCCAUCUCCACCGCCUCGGGAAGAGUCAAGGCCACCUUUCGAAUCCACUAGGGACAUAUGGGAUUUAUGGGAGAAUUCAGCCGACAAGUGGCCCUGGAAGCAACAUGAAGCACGCUUCAGAUCGGGAAAGAAUGCUCUUCGGAUAGUCACAUCACCUAUAGUAAAUUUCUGGCUGGAGCAUGAUAUGCUCCGAAACAAGAGUGAUACAGAUGAAUUGCUCGACACGAUAGAUGUCUUAUGCCAGGCCGACUCUAUCGAUAAUUGUACCGAGGUUGUUAUCAGACACUUGGCCUUUCAGAGAAAGUUCUUAGAAAUAGCCACACUCGAGGAACAGAGACGCGAGCUUAAUGGUCCCGACUAUAUCAACAGACUGAACGUCGUCGCUAGCGAGCUGUUCAACAGGACGGAGGGGUUUUUUCACAUGCUCAUUAAGACUGUGAAGCGUUACAAAAAGAUGGAAAAGCGAAGAUAUGAAGAGCACAGGGAUUGGAACCAAAGUCGGUCACAAGAGGGUCGCGGCAAUUAUCCCGGUCUUUCCCGUGGUUUACCAUCUCCACUUCGCUAUGAGCUCAAGGUCGAUGAGACGGUUAAUGGCCCUCUUGAGCCAGAGAACGUUGAAGAACAGUCCGGGACAUGGGGCCCUAAUAAUCCCGGCGACGUGGAAUGGUGA
Daldinia decipiens is the source of this 684-nucleotide messenger RNA. RefSeq lists its product as uncharacterized. The record is from RefSeq and is a predicted model, not a curated record. NCBI's taxonomy places the organism in Eukaryota, Fungi, Ascomycota, Sordariomycetes, Xylariales, Hypoxylaceae. The coding region runs from base 1 to 684 and encodes 227 amino acids. The transcript has a single exon.